Molecule: messenger RNA, 1523 nt
Organism: Chiroxiphia lanceolata (lance-tailed manakin)
Lineage: Eukaryota; Metazoa; Chordata; Aves; Passeriformes; Pipridae
Exons: 5
Coding region: 1-1020 (339 amino acids)
Source: RefSeq, a predicted model, not a curated record
AUGGUAAUUUCUUCGUCCAGCAUAGAAGUCCAGCCUGUCAAGCUCUCGGUGUCGUCAACACUGUGUGCCUCUUCUCAGUUCUGGAGAACUAUACAAAUGAUGUCUUCUAAAUCCUGGUUUUCAAAGUCAGUGCUUCUUUGUAGGCUUCCUCCUGGUUUUCUCCCUCACCCUGACAACUCUGCCUGUACAGACAGGAGUAGAUGCGCUCAUGGGCUCAAUAGCGGUUCCUGCAACUCCGUUCUUUAUUCAGCAGUAAGUGAAGGCUGCGCGACUUUUUUUUCUGCUCCCCCUUGCCUUUCCCUUCUCAUAGCCGCGAAACAAACGGGUCCCUGGUGCCUCCGCUCCUCGAGAAUCCUGGCGAGAACUGUGCCCUUUUUAGGCUGGACAGGCUCUUUUGUCUGCUUUGUAUCCGCUUUUAAACUUGCGGAGCCCCGUUGUUCUACGGGUUGUAUAUUCCUUAGUCCCCAGCGGCCCUCAGCGCCCCACCGCCGGCGGCGCAGGACGGCCACGCUCAUUCUUAGGCUCCUGCGGGGCUGCUGCCGCCUCGGCUACGGGUUCGGGAACGAGCACCCGCGCUCCGGGCACUGCACCGCCGUCCCCGGGUACCCGAGCGCGGCGGGGCGAGAUGGGGGCGGGCAGGACCGGUGGGCUGGAGGCCGCCCCCAGCCCUGCCCCUGUGCCCGCCUCGGGCGCUCCGAGCGGCCGCUGCCGGCGGGAGAUCCGGAGCCGGCCGGGGCUGUCGGCAGCAGCCUCCGGUUCGGCACUCGCGGGGUUGGGCUCUGGCGAAGGGACUGCGGGAUAUGCCACGAGGCCGUGGGAAAGCGGCUCGGGAAACUUCCCAGCCAGGAGCAGCGAGCAAGUGUCCGGCAGCUGCCUGUUGUAGCUGGUGAAAGUUGUUUCGGUUCCCACCGGCUCUGGGUGUUUGGGAGCUUCGGGAAGGCUUUUUGGAUGUCUUGCCAGAAGAGCUGCAUCUGGAGUAUUACAACUGCAGAGCAAAGAAUAUCGUUGGGAAUUAUAUAAAUGCUGUCAGUUGUAUAAUGGAAAAACCAUCUGCUUCAGUUGAAAGCUUUAAAUGCACCUACAAAAGCAAUUUGCUCUCUGCUUUCAAGAACACGGGCACCCAACCAUCGCCUGCCUUUGGACUGGGAGGACAGCAAACAUCAAGCUUCUGCCUCACCUUCAAGUGGUGCUUUGUUUGGACAGACGGCCAGUGCCUCUGGACAUCACGUCACCUCAGCGUCUGCUGCAGUCACCAACACCACCGCCUCAGAGAAGUUAUUUACACCCAAGAGCGAAUUAUCAGCUGAAGAGUGGCAACAGUUUGAAGCAAAGGAGUUCACCAUUGGAAAGAUUCCUCUUAAGCCACCCCCCUUAGAACUUUUAAAUGCUUAUGACCUUUUAAGUUUAUUCAGAAGUAACAUGUUUUGAAAUCAAAUCAAAGGCUUCCGUUUUGUUACUUUUUGUCUCCUCUCUCAAGUCUCUUCUGCAGGAAUAAACCCCCAGUUAUAAACAUUGGAACACUG